AUGGUGGUUGGCCUAAGAGAGUUCACGCUUAGAACCGAAGAUGGCUCCGGAAAACCGGUUCUCGACGAAUCGAACGGUGAAGAACUUAAGCAAGUGCAGCCUUCCGUCGCCAUCGUUCUCGGAAACCGCCCCGUCGAGUCUCCCGGAACUCUCUACAUCACUUCCCGGAAAAUAAUUUGGCUGAGCGAUGUAGACAUGUCGAAAGGUUACGCCGUCGAUUUCUUAUCAAUAUCACUUCAUGCUGUUUCUAGAGACCCAGAGGCUUAUUCAUCUCCUUGUAUAUAUACUCAGAUUGAUGUUGAAGAAGAUGAGGAUGAGUCUGAUACAGAAUCAACUGAAGUUCUGGACUUGCCAAAGAUAAGAGAGAUGAGGCUUGUUCCUUCAGACUCAAGCCAGUUGGAUACUCUGUUUGACGUAUUUUGCGAGUGUGCCGAGCUUAAUCCAGAACCAGUUGAAGAAGAAGAAGAAAACGGAGAUAGUUGGGUGUUCGGUGCUGAUCAGAUGGAUGUUCGUGGAGGAGGGGAAGAAGAUGCGGAAUGGCAAAUGUCUCAGAGUCCAACGAGUGUGAUUGGUCAUACCAAUGGAGAUGAAGGUCUUGCUCAGCCUAUGCUUGAGCUCCAAAUCAAUGAUCAGAGGUUUGAGGAUGCUGAAGAGAUGGCUCAUGAUAGUGAGUCCAAGGAUCAUCACUAG
Molecule: messenger RNA, 690 nt
Organism: Microthlaspi erraticum
Lineage: Eukaryota; Viridiplantae; Streptophyta; Magnoliopsida; Brassicales; Brassicaceae
Source: the annotation of a GenBank genome assembly